Messenger RNA from Hemicordylus capensis (graceful crag lizard), 1103 nucleotides. RefSeq names its product proteasome 20S subunit alpha 4 (gene PSMA4). The record is from RefSeq and is a predicted model, not a curated record. The transcript has 9 exons. Gene Ontology annotation, cellular component: proteasome core complex, alpha-subunit complex; proteasome core complex; cytosol. The coding region runs from base 112 to 897 and encodes 261 amino acids. NCBI's taxonomy places the organism in Eukaryota, Metazoa, Chordata, Lepidosauria, Squamata, Cordylidae. Gene Ontology annotation, biological process: ubiquitin-dependent protein catabolic process.
GGAAUGCGUUAGGUCUAUGCCCGCCGCUCGCAGCCGGAUGGGCAGUGCGCACGCGCAGCAGCCAUUUUGGAUUUGGAACCCGGCGGAGGCAUAGUGCAACUGAGAAGCAACAUGUCUCGAAGAUAUGAUUCCAGAACGACAAUCUUCUCCCCAGAAGGUCGCCUGUAUCAGGUUGAAUAUGCUAUGGAAGCCAUUGGACAUGCAGGCACCUGUCUAGGAAUUUUAGCAAACGAUGGAGUAUUGCUGGCAGCGGAACGACGCAACAUUCACAAACUUCUGGAUGAAGUCUUUUUUUCAGAAAAAAUAUACAAGCUCAAUGAGGACAUGGCGUGCAGUGUUGCUGGCAUAACGUCAGAUGCCAACGUGCUAACCAAUGAACUGAGGCUGAUUGCGCAAAGGUAUCUGUUGCAGUACCAGGAACCCAUUCCGUGUGAGCAGUUGGUAACCGCCCUGUGUGAUAUCAAGCAAGCUUACACACAGUUUGGAGGAAAACGUCCUUUUGGUGUUUCUUUGCUGUACAUUGGCUGGGAUAAGCAUUAUGGGUUCCAGCUGUAUCAGAGUGAUCCUAGUGGAAACUAUGGAGGAUGGAAGGCCACCUGCAUUGGAAACAAUAGUGCUUCGGCUGUGUCAAUGUUAAAGCAAGACUACAAAGAGGGAGAAAUGACCUUGAAAUCUGCACUUGCUUUAGCUGUCAAAGUCCUGAAUAAAACCAUGGAUGUUAGUAAACUCUCAGCAGAGAAAGUUGAAAUUGCAACCCUGACCAGAGAGAACGGAAAGACGUUAAUAAGGGUGCUAAAGCAAAAAGAAGUGGAAGUGUUGAUAAAGAAACACGAAGAAGAAGAAGCCAAAACAGAACGCGAAAAGAAAGAAAAAGAGCAGAAGGAAAAAGAUAAAUAAAUCAAUCAUCUUGAAAGUGAGAGAGGGCCCACUUCAAUAAACGAAUACAGCUUCUCACUACAUAUAUGCUGGUAGAGUGAAUAUUGUUUAUUGAAUUGGUUCCUUUAUGCCUCUGAAACAAUUUAGCCCUGCUUGGUGUAUUACAAUGUUUCAGUUCUUCUCAUGUCUGUUUCUUUUUAUUACAUAAUAAAAAAAUAUUAAAAAUG